GGUUUUGCCGUACAACAACAACAGAAAUGGCGUCUUCCCAGGAUGUCCACGUCCGUAUUUGUGGACAAGAAAUAAUCAAAUAUGAUCUCGAAAUUAAAGCUCUCAUUCAGGACAUUAGAGAAUGUCCGGGGCCACAAAGUGUGCUGAUGGAUUUCAACUCCAAAGUAAAAGAGAAAUUAAAUCAACUGCGACUGAGAAUCCAGAAUAUGGAACAAAUGGCUAAGGAACAAGACAGAGAGACAGACAAACAAGCCAUCCUGAGUGAGACAGAGAGUCAUCGCAGACAGAAUCUGAGUAACCAGACAGCUUGGAGGAAGGCAAACUUGGCAUGUAAACUGUCCAUUGACAACCUUGAGAAAGAUCAACUUCUGAAUGGUGGAGACUCUACUGUGAGACAGCGGAAAGCAACUAAGGAGAGUCUGGUCCAGACGUCUGGUGACAUCACAGAGAGCCUGAUGAGCAUCAGUCGUAUGAUGGCCCAGUCGGUGUCUCAGAGUGAGGAGACCAUCGGCACUCUGGCUACAUCUUCAAGAACAGUCCUGGAAACGGAUGAAGAGUUCAAAUCCAUGACAGGAACCAUACAUUUGGGAAGGAAACUGAUCUCGAAGUAUAAUCGACGAGAAUUGACUGACAAACUACUAAUCUUUCUAGCAGUAGCUUUGUUUUUAGCUACUGUCUUGUACAUUUUGAAAAAAAGGCUGUUCCCAUUCAUUUAGAGGAAAUUGUAAGCAAUUGCCAGUUUUGUCCUUUGAUAUUACUCCCCAAAACGACAUCUGUAAUGUCACUGCAGUCAUGCUGCAUUUCGAACCUUUCAAUGUCUUUCUUGCCCUACUACAGCCUUGUGCAUGGCCAUUUUACAUCUUCAAAACUGUCUGACAUGCAUUAUCUAUACCACAGAGGAAUGACCUUUAAUGGUAAACUCACCGCAGAUGUUGAGAUGAGCGUGAUGAAAGGACUGCUCUCAGAGUAUCUUGAGCAUGUGCACAGGUGCGCUUCACGCUGCUACGAAAUGGAAGCUACAGGACGAAAACAGAGAAGUUUAGCCUUGCGGAAAUUGAUCCACUUUGUGUUUACUUCGUGCAUGCAACAUCUCGUUGAGUAUCUUUACUGGCAGGAAUGAUUUUUUAUUCCAUUACCUUAUUCUUACUGUAUAGUAUACCUCAAAUAUACACCCUGGUGUUAGUACAUACGAGGAAAUGACAAUGGUUAUUGUACAUCUGAAACAGUAUAAUAAAGUUUGGACGUAA
Oncorhynchus nerka (sockeye salmon) is the source of this 1247-nucleotide messenger RNA. RefSeq names its product vesicle transport protein SEC20-like. Bases 27 to 716 code for a protein of 229 amino acids. Gene Ontology annotation, biological process: retrograde vesicle-mediated transport, Golgi to endoplasmic reticulum. Lineage: Eukaryota; Metazoa; Chordata; Actinopteri; Salmoniformes; Salmonidae. The transcript is spliced from 6 exons. Gene Ontology annotation, molecular function: SNAP receptor activity. The record is from RefSeq and is a predicted model, not a curated record. Gene Ontology annotation, cellular component: endoplasmic reticulum; SNARE complex.